CAAAAGAAAAUAUGCAAAGAAAACGUUUCAGCAGGGCGGCACACGCCAAGCUGGUUUUCGAUCUUUCGGCAGAGUUUGGCAAGGACGCGGCCUGGAAGCUGGCCGCUAUGGACGCCUUGAGAAAGGCAGAUCCGUACGACCUUUUGUUGAUGCACGGCCUCACCACGGCAGAACAGCUGGAGUUUGUGGAGGCCUUAAUUCAGAAGCAUCUGACCUCGGCGGCUGGCCUGAGCGAGGAGAGCGGGUCCGGAACUGGUGACGAUUACAUCAGGCGGUGGCGGGAAGUGAUGUCGCCUUCAAACCUCGACCAAGCAACGAUGCAGGAGGGGCCGCACCCCAUGGUCCGCAACUGGCGGCCGACCUCCAACUUCGCGCUGCCGCCUGAGCUGGCAUUCCCGGCCUUCGGCAAAUUUAUGGACGUGCUUUUCGAGCCGCCGACGCGGGAGGAUCUGAAGGCGGCCCACAGCUUAUGCAAGAUGGGUUCCACGGUGUACCCAAAGGAGAGCGACCUCGAGAGCGCUGCACAUCACAAUUUGGCGCAACACAUCGGGUUGUGCUUCGAGAAGGCCAGCGUGCGCCCUGACCGUGGUCGCGCGCAAACCGAUGGCGUGAUCCUCAUCCGUGACCCGGACGAGGUGCCGGCUAUGCACCGACUGGCGGCCCUGAUGGAGGUCAAGAACGAUGGAGGUUCCGGCGACAGCAACUUCCAGGGUGCGUGCUACUACGGCGUGUUCUGGGGCACGCGCCCGGGGUCGCCUUACAAGCAGAACACCUGCUGCCCGGCGCUGCUGCUGGAGGUGGCGGGCCCCAUGCUGCGUGUGUCGGCGCUCUACUGGGCGAGGACGGUGGUCAUCCGGCCCCUAACGUCCAUGAUGAACCUGCUGUGGAUGGAGGACAACGAGGCGUACAUGCUUUCUGUGGCACAAGUCAUGGCGGCGAUCAAGGCCGGCGUGACAGAGCUGGUGGCCUUCUACCAGCAGCCGCCUCCUGCCCUGCCGCCCGCCAUGCCUCCAGGCGUGGACCUGCUCCCGUACCCGCUGCUGGAGUCGAACGGCCGGUACAGCAACGCGGUACCGGAGCCGAUCGGCCGGUGGGUGUACCGUGCUGACGCCCGCCGCGCCCGCCGCAGCAACAGCACCAGCAGCAUCACCAGCAGCGGUAGCACAGGCGCUGGCGCAAGCACUAGCUGCGCUAGCAGCGCCAGCGACAUCAGCAGCGAGCGCGUGGUUGUGCGCUUCGUGCGGCGUUACAGCGCCGACGCGCACCGCGCCUGGGCGGCGGCGGGGCUGGCGCCGGCUCUGUACGCGGUGCGGCCGCUGGCUGGCGGCUGGCGGCUGCUCGAGAUGGAGCUGCUGUCAAAGGAGGCGGGCUGGGUCAACCUCGCCCAACUGGUGGUGGCGGCGGCGGACGCUGCCGCGGCGGCUGCUGCUGCUGCGCAUGGUGGUGGCGGCGGCGGCGGCGCAACGGCGGCGGCGGCGGCGGAAGGACGCGACGGUGCGAGCUGGGCGGCGGCGGACGGAACAAUCCCGGCUGUGGCAGCUAUGCAGCGCGCGGUAGCGUCUGCGCGCGCGGCGCUGGACCGGGCUCACGCCGUGCAGUCGGCCAGGCGCGGCCGGGGCCCGGGGAGGGCCGUCGUGUUCGCGCACGGCGAUGUGCGGCCACAGAACAUCAUGGUGCGGCCGCAGGAAGGAGGCAGAGCCGGCCUCGGCGCUGGCGGCGGCAGCGAUGAAAGCAAUGCCGACGCUGGUGGCGGCGGCGUUGGCGGUGAAGAGUACGACGUGCGCUUCCUCGACUUCGAGUUUGCUGGCGCGGUCGGCGCCGCACGCUACCCGCCGUUCCUGAACACGGACGUCGCCUGGCCAGCCGGCGUGGAGUUCAACGCGCCGGUGCUGCAGGAGCACGACACCGUGCUGCUGUCCUCCAGCAUCGAGCAGCUGUGGCUGCGGGCGGCAAGCAGCAGCGGCGGCGCGCCUCAGCCGCAGCCGCAGAUGCAGUUGCCGCACUGGCUCCAGCAAUGGCAGGGUGCCGGAACGGCAGCGUCUGCUGCUGCCGCUGCUGCAGCCGGCGCGCCCGCUGCCGACGGAAGUGGCGUUGAGGCAGGGGAUAGCGGUAGCGCGCCCAGCGCGAGCCGGCGAGGCAGCAGGCGGAGCGGUCAGCAGCAGCAGCAGCAGCAGCGCGGUUCGCUGCCUGCUGGCAGCACGGCCAACGCCCCGGCGGUUGCGCCGAAGCCGCCUGAGCCCGCGGGACAGUCCUCACCGGCCAACCGCAGCGCGCCGCCUGGGCCGCCAGCAGUGGGUGAUGCCGGCCCGGCGGCUGCCGAGGGCACGGGCGGCCGCGGUCGGCCCCGUGGACGCAAGGGGCAGCAGCAGCAGGGCGGGCCUGCUGCCGGCCGAGACAUGGGCGGCCGCGGUCGCCGCGGCCCCAAGCCACCCGCAUGCUUCUGCGUGCGGGCAACGGCAGCCGCGGCGGCGCCGGCCGUUCUGGCGCGCGCCCUGGCGAGGCCGUUGGUCGCCCGCCCCCUGAGGGCUGCUGUGUGGCUGUAGACUGCGUCAGUGUUGCGGUUGGCAUCUUGCCUAACCGGGUGGCGUUCAAGUGGGCGGAAUAGCGCAAUGGAGCAGCGUGACUACUGGAACAGCUCUUCCUGCAGUAGAGUGAUGCAGGGGGGAAAGGAAAGGACCUGGUGGAGCGUUUCGCAAUGAUGAAGGCGGGAAAGGAAAGAAUCUUUAUUAUUGGUUCUCGGGGAAGAGUGCACUGGUGUGGGACGCAUGGGCCCCACCGGCCAUUACCCCAUGUAGCAGUAGUCUGCAGCGGUUAUUGGGCUUGUGUUGUGUUGUGUUAUGUUGUGGAACAAAGUUAUGUUGAGGGUGCGUGUGUUGUGUGCGUGUGUUAUGACUUGCGUGUGCCGAGGUUGUUCUGCGCGCCGCGUGCUUUUGGUCCGGUGAGGUUGUGACGCGUCAUUGUUUUGUGUUCGUGGUUUGCGCCCUGCUUGUGUUUCGUGUCGACCGACAAACGAACAGACAGACAGACAGACAAACUCAGUUCAAGUGUGUUGGUGUUGGUCCUCCGCUGCGCUCUACACUUUCAGUUCCGAGGAGCUACGGCGAUGAUACUUUUUGCAGACGCAGGCACACACAACCCCUCGCCAGUACUAAAUUUGGCCUGACGGGCAUGGUGUGUGAGUCGGCUGCAGCUGCUGGGCAGCUGUGCAUUGACAUGUGGGUGGCACUCUGAUACUGCGACAGAAGAAGUGGGGCAUGGGGUUUUUGCAGAGCCAUUGAAACAUCUGUUGUGAACACGCGGUGGGCAAGUUGCAAGGGCUUGACGCUGCUUGCGCUGUUCCAAUGGGGCAUGGACGCGCACUUGAUACUGGGAAGUGCGCUGCCGAAGGCCAUGGCCUGGACGCAUGUGGAACUUAGGGUAUAGCGAUUGGUCCCAGCGGUUAGUCGGCCAAGGACUGACUGCAGCGCAAGGCGCGGACAGGGAUAGGAGGCGCCGUGACAGGGUACGCCGGAAGAGGAGGAGGAGAUGAUGUUACAGAAGCGGCGUGCCACGUAUUUCUCCUGCGGUCAGUAGGCGGGCUGCUGGGCCCAUAUACUUACCGUAUAGUCGCCACCGCACACGGCAAGCCUUCGAUUGAACGGGCUCCUGGCUGAGGAGCCGGCGCAGCUAGCCGGCCAGCAACGUGGCUUCACAGACAAGAACCAGAAAGUGACCCCACCC
Molecule: messenger RNA, 3720 nt
Organism: Chlamydomonas reinhardtii
Lineage: Eukaryota; Viridiplantae; Chlorophyta; Chlorophyceae; Chlamydomonadales; Chlamydomonadaceae
Exons: 12
Coding region: 108-2543 (811 amino acids)
Source: RefSeq, a predicted model, not a curated record